CUCUGCUACACUAGAUACAACACAUAAUACUAGAAAUUUCCUUCUAAGAGAAAUGUUUUGAUGAUUUAGUCACAGUUGCUGCUAUGGAGUCGAAUGAAUGUUUGCAGGUCUUCGUACGAUGUCGGCCUUUGCUGGAAUCGGAAAUGCAGCAACCGAUACCAGUUGAAGUUCAUGCUGAAGUGAAUAAAAUUAUAGUUCGUGAUGUUGGAUGCAAUAAGAAUGCAGUGAAGGCUUACUCUUUUGAUAAAGUGUUCGGCCCUGAAGCUGGACAAGCUUUGGUAUACAAUAACGUCGCUGCUCCACUUAUUCAAGAAGUUCUUAUGGGAUUUAACUGCACUAUACUUGCUUAUGGACAAACUGGAACUGGAAAGACUUUCACUAUUGAGGGCGAUCGCAAUGCUGCAUUAAAUAAUACCACAGAACACUCUAAAGCUGGUAUUAUUCCUCGAUCCAUGAAGCAUAUAUUUGAAGAGCUCACGAGGCAGAAAUAUGAUUUUGAAGUCAGCGUUAGUUUCUUAGAAUUAUAUAAUGAAGAGAUAUUUGAUCUGUUAUCCAAAGCUGAUGAUUUAACGAAACUCAAGUUGUAUGACAGCGCUAAAGGUUCUGUCACAGUUCAAGGUCUGGAAAUGCGGAAGGUUAAAAGCAUGCAAGAUGUAUACGACGUAUUGGAGAAAGGUUGUAAAAAGCGGAGGAAAGCUGCCACACUUCUGAACAAAAUGUCGAGCAGAAGCCAUACAGUUUUUACUGUGGUUGUGAAAAUGAGAGAGCAUUCUUCGACUAUAGAGAAGACAAAAAUCGGGAAACUGAAUCUAGUUGAUUUGGCAGGAAGUGAAAAUAUUGGCCGAUCUGGAGCUGUAGAAAAACGAGCUAGAGAAGCAGGUAAUAUUAAUCAGAGUUUACUUGCACUUGGACGAGUCAUCACAGCAUUGUGUGAGAAUGCAAUUCACAUUCCUUACCGAGAAAGUAAGCUGACUCGCCUUCUGCGAGAUUCUUUAGGGGGUCAAACGAAAACGACUGUCAUUGCCACUAUAUCACCAUCUAUUUUUCAUUUAGAUGAAACUUUGAAUACUUUAGAAUAUGCCUUGAGGGCUAAAAACAUCAUGAAUAAACCAGAAGUUAACGCCCAAGUUUCUGCAACAGCUCUUACGAAGGAGUAUUUAGGGAAGAUCUGUGCUCUGGAAAGAGAGAUAAAGGAAUUAAGUUCCAAAGGGAAUUUUCAAGUUCAUCCAGAUAAUUUGAAAUAUUUAGAUACUGCUUUACAAACCAAAUCCAGAGAAAUAAGAGAAGAACUUGAAAUGAAAGAGAAACUGAUGGCAGAAUCUCUAGAGCUGGAUGAAGCCAUUCUUAAAGCAACGGAAACCUUGCGCUUAAAGGAAUUGGAGUGGAAGAAAUGUAUAAGCGAUCAAGAAGAAAUAGCCGAAAGAUUGACAAAAGAACAAAAGGAGAUUCAGAUUGAAGAGAGAGAGCUGCAUAUUUUGAGGCCAGUGAAGGCUAAAUUACACGAGAAAUUGCACAAAGUAACGAAAGAAUACGAAGAAAUCAAAAAUGAAGUGAAAAAAAUGGAAGAAAGAACAUCAGAAGUUGUAAAUGAGAACUCUCGCCUUCGAAAACAAUAUUCUAGCAUGUGCAGAGCACAAAGAAAUUUUAAUGAAGCCUUAUUGCAGUUCAAAAAUCGACUCAUGAAUUGUAUAAAUGAAAUACAAAAGAAUAUUGUGUGCGAAAAAACUGAAUGCGACAAGUACUUGUCAUCAUUGAAUGGUGGAUUCGAUUCCUUUACAGAUAGCGCUGAAAAAUUGAAUCAUCAGUUUGAGAAUGUAAUAAAUGAUGUCGAAAAACUGAAGAGUAACUUGCAUGAAGCUUUAAAGGAAGCUCUCCGAAAUGAAGAAAUUAAAGCGAAAGAACGUCGAUCAGAUAUAGAAUCCAGUGCUUCUACCCUUAUACCCUGCAACUUCGAGUCGCUUCAACCACUAUUGACCAACUGCGAAGAAAAUCUGCGUAACUUAUUUCAAUCUCUAACACACUGGAGAGAUACACUUAUGCAAAAAUUGACUAGACAGGAAAAUCAGCUAAACAUCUAUCUAUCGUCAGAAGAUCAACAUUUAAGCGAAUUAAGGGAUUCUUGUAAAGAUGUAACCAAGAAGCAGGAGGAAUUUAUACACGAGUACAAUGAAUUGAUAUCUGGAGCAUUAUCGAGCGAAAAUGAACGCAAAAAGAAAUUUGAUGAAAAAAUAAGUGUUUUAGAGGAAGCUGUGGAACAAAUGCAAAAAAUUUUCACAGAAAUGUUGGACGACGAUAUUGAGAAAAGUAUUUUGGCUCAUGAUAUAUUCAGAGAACAUGCAGAGGGUGAAAUGCGCAAUGUUGAGUCUUUAAUAACAUUCUGCGAGUCUUCUAUGAAAUCAACAGAAUCCUUUAAAGAAGAAACAUCGUUCACGUCGAACGAAACUUUAAAAGAAAAAAUGGAAGAUAUGCGAGGAAGUGCUAAUAACGCUAUUGCAAAUUUCAAGGAACUUCUCUCGGAAUUCACAAACUGUGUUCAGCAAACAAAGCUUUCAGACGAAAGUAUAACGGCAUUGGAACAGCGAAUUUUAGAUGAUAAAUCAAGAAGAACAGAAAUGCCAAGUAUAACAUCUAGCAUUCAGAAUUUCAAGGAAAAUCUUAUGGAAAAAGAUCAAUACAUCAGUACUUUAUACAGUGAACAUGAAACUGAACUAAAAACCAUCGAAACGAACGAAGUUGCAGCUUUGAAAGAAGCACAAGAUGCCUUUAAUCAUUUGCAUGUUACUUUCACAGAAGGCGUUUCGAGGAAUAUUUCUAGUAUAGAAACAAGUGAUACGUCUGGUUUUUCUUGGAAUGAAGAUAUUAUUAAAGAUGAUGAUCCUGAGACAACUCUAUUGUCUGCUGAAGAUAAUUCGAGUCGAGAAGGAACUUCAGUUUUGGAUGUCACGUUCACUCUUUCGCAAGAAAAUAUAAACAACGAGAAUGAGACAGGCUGCAAAUUUUGCAAAAACAAGGACGACACGAUCGCUCCGCAGCCUUUGUCUACAAGUAUAUCUAAAGCAAAACCAAGCAAAUCUAAUACGUCAAAAACUUCAAAAUAUAGAAAGAAUAAAAAGGAAGCCACGUAUUCAGAUCUGGUUGAAAAGUGGUGCCAAGAAUUGUUUACUGAAGAUAUGAACGACGAAUCAUCUGAAAGCGACAGACCCAACAAUACUUCAUAACGCUUUUGAUUUUACAUUCCCCUAAACUUUAUCAGUCAAGAUCAAGCUCCAAUUGAUCGUUUAUUAUUUAUCAUUUUUUAAUUUCUUUAUAAUUUUAAUAUUUUAAUGAAAUCUUUUAAAGAUGAAUAAAGUUUAAUUUUAGUCUGAUGGAAGGGAAAGUUUAUACCUGAAAAUUAAGCAAUUUUAAUGGAAUUUUUAUCUGUUGUAAAUCGCUAGUGAAUGUCUAAGUAAAAAGCCACAAGCAUUUUGCUAUUUUUUUAAACUUUUAUGAUAAUAAAAUUCC
This is a messenger RNA of Argiope bruennichi, 3501 nucleotides long. Its product is annotated as kinesin-like protein KIF11. Bases 84 to 3218 code for a protein of 1044 amino acids. Lineage: Eukaryota; Metazoa; Arthropoda; Arachnida; Araneae; Araneidae. The record is from RefSeq and is a predicted model, not a curated record. Gene Ontology annotation, cellular component: spindle microtubule; nucleus. Gene Ontology annotation, molecular function: microtubule binding; ATP binding; plus-end-directed microtubule motor activity. The transcript is spliced from 28 exons. Gene Ontology annotation, biological process: microtubule-based movement; mitotic spindle assembly.